Molecule: messenger RNA, 16986 nt
Organism: Closterium sp. Naga37s-1
Lineage: Eukaryota; Viridiplantae; Streptophyta; Zygnematophyceae; Desmidiales; Closteriaceae
Source: the annotation of a GenBank genome assembly
CCAUGGGUGGAGCGCGAGCUGGAGAAGCGCAUGGGGCAGCUGCUGCCGCUGGUGGAGGAGUCUUUCUCCGUUGCUUCCUCCCUUGCUAAGCAAUUCGUGCAGGACCCAGCAGUGGAUGCUCUGGUGGACGAUGACGAUACAGCCUACGCUGUUGAAGAGCUUGUGGCGGAUCUCGCUUCUAAAGGCUUCCAGGCAUCCCAGGUGCAGCGGAUCUGGACGAUGCGCUGCAACAGUUUGGGUCGCCUGAGUGCUGCUGCGUGCCCCAUCUCGUGCCGCAUCCCAGGGGCGGCGGAUCUGGACGAUGCGCUGCAGCAGUUUGGGUGCGAGCAGAUCGCGGAGAGUGUGGUGGCUUACUUCGAUGUGCUCAUGGCGGCCGUGGAUGGGCACCUCGAGAAAGAGGGCGAGGCGAGUGAGGGAGCGAGUGAGGGAGCGAGUGAGAGAGGGAGUGAGAGGGGAAGCGGGAGCGAUGGGAGUUUCAGGAGGGGAAGGAGGGGCGCGGGAAGAGGUGGUGGGGGGAGCGAGAGCGGGAGUGGGAGUGGGAGUGGGAGUGGGAGUGGGUGUGGGAGUGGGAGUGAGGAAGGGAGUGUGAUUGAGGGUCGCGAGGAGGAGGAGGAUUAUGAUGGGAGAGGGGGGAUGAGGGGGGGAGGAGGGAUUGGGAUGGAUGGGAAUAGGCAUGAGAGAGGGAGCAGUAGAGGGAGUGAAUCGUGGGACGAGGAAGGGGAGGAAGGGGAUAGUUACGGGGAGAGUGAGGAGGAGGACGAGAGGGGAGGAGGAAGGGGAGGAGCUGGAGGAGUAGGAGGAGGAGUAGGAGGAGCAGAGGGAAGAGGAGUAAAAGGAGGAGGUGGGAGGAUGGGAAUGGAUAUUGAUGAUAUGGAUGAGGAGGGGAGGCUUGAUGAAGAGGAGGGUGAUAUGGACGCAGAGGAGGAGGGAUACGGCCGAGAGGAAGGCGGAGUGGGGAGGAUGUGGGGGGAGGAGGAUCGAGGGCUAGAGGUAGUAGAGGAGGAGGAUGAGGAUGAGUUUUUGGAGGAAGAGAGAGAGGGGGAUGGUAGGGGUAUGGGGAGGUUGCUGGGCGCUGGAAGAGUGAGUUUUAAAGAGGGAGGAGGGAAGGUGGUGUAUGGAGGGGAGGAGGAAGGUGGGAGUGAGGUGGAGAGUGGGAGUGAGAUGGGGAGUGGGAGUGAGAGGGGUGAUAACAGGGGGGAUAUGAGAGGGCGGGAUGGGAGAGGCGGAAGGAUGGGGGAGGGUUCGGAAGGGGAGGGGGAAGAGGACGAUAUGUCGAUGAGUGGAGGGGAGGAGAAGCAGGUAGGUGUAGGAAGGGAGGGGAGGGAGGGGUCUGGUGAUUGGACUGAGGAUGAGGAGAUGAGGGAGGGGGAGGAAGGAUUGAGUGGGAGUGAUGUUGAGGGGGGAGUGGGAGGAGGGCGGGUGGUGGGUGGGGGGAUGAACGUUGGGGAGAGGCAAGGGAGAGGAAUGGGUGAGUUAGGAGGAGAAAGGGGAGACUCGGAUCAAGGCUCGUUCGAUGAUGAUGAUGAUGACGAUAUUCCCUUGGCCGAACCUGGAAGGGAGUAUCAUUCAGGGUCGGAAGAGGAGGGGGAAGGGGAGGAGGAUGAGGAGGGGGGGCGGGGUGAUAGUGGCAGUGUGAUUAUACACGAUGGUAUGAGCGCCACUGGCUCGGCCCGAGGCUCCUUCCGAGGGUCGCUCGCUGACUCGGGGUCUUUCCGAGGCUCCGUUGGAGGUUCGGCACGAAGCGGGGUUGGCUUGUACCAGGGUCCAGGCAUGGGAUUUCCGGAGCAGGAGGAAGGGAUAUUCGACGACGAUGAUGAUGACGAUGACGAUGACGAGGAUAUUCCGCUUGCUGAAGCUGGAGGUUCGGGAGAUUAUGGGUCAGGUUCGGACAGCGAUGUGGUGCCGAUUGCGCAGCCGGGAAGAGCACCGGACCUGGAUGGGGAAGGCUUGGGGGAUUCCCAAGGAGAAGAAGAUUCGUUCGGGGAGGGGGAUUCCCAAGGGAUGAAUUCUCAAGAUGGGGGCUCUCAAGGGGGUGAAUUUCAAGAGGGGGAUUCGCAAGGGGAGAGUGAUUCUCAGGAUGACGCUGGGAUGCCAGAAGAGGCUGGUUCUGUUACCCCUGACAGUCUAUCAGGGUCUGGUGAAGAGAUUGAGGAGGAUGAUGAUGAUGAUGAGGAUGACGAUGAUGAUGACGAUGAUGAUAUUCCUAUUGCCAUGGUGAACCUGUCGAGUCAAAGCAACAACAGCAGUUUCGGUAACUUGGGGGGCAGCGGCGGUGCUGGUGGUGGUGGUGCGGGUGGCAGUGGUAAGCACGACCUGCCGCACAUCCCAGCAGCAAUCAAGGCUUUAAGAUCGCAGCAUUUCGACGUUCCCCACAAACCGCUUACCGGGUCCGGGGGGCUGGGCAGUCCGAGAGUUGCCGCCCUCAGCCGCCCGGGCGCGGCUGGUUUCGUCCGUCCGAUGCCGCCCGCCGCCGGCCGCGUCAACUCCUUCUCCGUAUUUUCCGAGCCGCCCCAGAAGCUGCCGACCAACCGGGUGAACUCGUUCUCUGGACACCGUUUGCAGGGGGACGGCGUGCCUCUAACCCCGACCCCCCCACCUCACCCGCACCCUCCCAUGUCAGAACGAGACCGGCUACUAGCCGCAAGAGUUAACUCCUUUCAGAUGCGAGCGGUUAGCAGCAGCCCCAGGGCAGCAGCAACAGCGAAUAGAGUCAACUCCUUCUCGCAUCCGGCUAGUGGGCUGGCUUCCCCCCAUGCUAUGGCAGCAGGGCGGGUAAAUUCGUUUAAUGUGGACAACCGACCAGGGACUGGGGGCGGUGCAGGCGGGAUUCCGUCCUCUCCUCUCGCCAAUCGUGUGAAUUCGUUUAAUGUGGACGCGAGGGGCGGGAGUGGGAGUGGGUUUGCUGCCUCGCCGCUUGCUAAUCGGGAUUCGUUUGGAGAAGGGGAAAUGGGAGAUGAGGAAGAGGAGGAUGAGGAGGAGGAGAAGGAAGGGAGAGGAAUGGGGAAGGGUUAUAGGGAUGGGGACAAGGGGAGUGGUGGAAGUAGCAGGAGCGGCAGUGAGAGGAGUGAAGAGGAGGAGAAUGAUGCUUCAUCAGCAGCAACUGAGGAAGGGGAGGGGAGCAGUGAGGGGGAGGAGAUGAGUGAGGAAGGGGAGAGAGAUGGGGAGGAGGACGGGAUGGGGAGAGGAAGAGGGAGGUUUGGAAAAGGAGGGGAAGAGAGUGGGAGUGAGAGUGAAGGGGAGAAUCAAAGUGAGGGCCAGAGCAGGAGUGGGAGCGAGAGGGAGAGUGGAAGUGACAGGUCUGAAUCGGACGAGGAUUACGGGGAAGAAAGGUCCGAUUCUGCUUCUGCUGGUGCUGAUUCUGUCGGUGGAGCAGGAGUAGGGGCAGGAGGAGUAGGGAGGGGGCGCGGGCGGGGGACAGGAAGAGGCGUGACAGGGCGUGCGUUCAUACACACAGACAGUGACCCGGGCCUAGACCGGGUUCCUGGCGGAUCCAUGGAAAUAGACGAUGCUAUGGCCCAGUACGGCCGCGCGCCGACCCUCCCCAUAAUGAGACAAGCCAAUGCCAGCCCAACGAAGCAUGCGCCGCUGCCCCUGCCGGUUGCUCCGUCCCCUAGUGGCAGUGUGGGCGGUGCCAGGGGCGGGUCUAGCUUCCUCAGAUCUACCUCCACCGGUUCUGCCUCCCCUGGGUCUGCUGCUCCGUCUCCUGCUGCCUCUCCUGCUGCACUUGCAGGCGCAGCAGCAGCAGUGGGGGCUGUGGGGGCAGUGGCGGGAGUGUCAAUGUCUCCUAGGCCGUUUCCACCUACGAGGGAUAGAAGGAGCGAGUCCGGAGGGGGAAGCGGUGGAGCAGGGUUGGGAACGGUGGUGGAGGAAGGGGCUGAAAGGGGAGUGGAAAUGUGGACGGGUGAGGACGGGGCAGGAGCAGCAGGGGCAGGGGCAGGGGCAGGGACAGGGGCAGGGGGAGGGGGGGGUGUGGGAGUGGGAGAGGAGGGGCCAAAGCGAGUGAGUGUGGGGGUAGGAGAGGAGGUGUUGGUUCCCCUUGUGCCUACACCCCCAGGAGGAGCAAAGAAGAGCCCGUGGGGGAGCUUCGGACGAAGGAGCUUCAAGAGGGUUAGCAGCAGGCAGGAGGCGGAUACAGAGGCAGAGGAAGAUGGGGGGGGAGGAGGGGGGACGGUGAAGGGAGGGGGUAUGGGUGUGGCUGGAGCGGGAGUGGUAACUGGCAUGGGUGCUGUUGCUGCGGCUGCUGUUGCUGCUGUGGGAGCCUCCGGGUUUGAGGAGAAGGAAAAGGAUGAGGGGAUUGAGGGAAGAGAGCUGGGAGGAGGAGAGGGGGGAGGAGAGAUGGGAGGCAGGGAUGUAAUGGCAGCUUCAGCUGUGGUUGACGAUUUGAGUGAUAGUGAUGAGGAGAGAAGGGAAAGGAUGGAGGAAGAUGAGGAGCAUGGGGAUGAGAGGAGUGUGAGUGGAGGGGAGAGCGAGGGGUCGGGAGUGGGCGGCAAGAGGAAGCUGGGAGAAAGAUUUGGGCGACCGCCCGGAUCUCCCGGGCAGUUUGGGCCAGGUGAAUUGGACGAGGAGGUUGGUGCAUCCCCGUCUCGCCGGACCAAGCUGCAGGAUGGAUCGGCAGCCGAUCAGUGGCAGCUUCGGAAGCAUGGCCAGGUUGGGGAUGCAGGUCUGGUUACAGGCUCUGCAGCAGGCUCGGCAGCUGGUCUGGUGGAAGCAGCACCUUUGCAGAGCUUCGGAAGCGUUGACAUGACUAUGGGAGAGGCUGGGAGAGACGAGGAGAGAGUGAAGGGGGAAAGGGAAAGGGAGGAGGAGGGUGUUGGAGAGGAGGAAGGGGACACUGGUUCGGAAGGUUCAGGUCCGGAAGAAGGUGAAAAGGGUGAAGAGAGAGGGGAGGUUGGGGAGGGAGAAGAGGGAGGGCUGGAAGUUUCUGGUAUAGAUCGGGAGAAAGUUGGGGGAGAGGAUGAGAGGGAGGAAGGGAGUGUGAGAGGGAGUGAGGAGGGAAGUGAGCGAGGAAGUGAGGGAGGGAGUGAGAUGCACAGUGAAUCCGAACAAGAGUCUGACCACAGGUCAGAAGGCUCAGCAGGAGGCCCAAAUCAUCACAGGCAAGGCUCGGGCGACUGGACUGGUUCGGAACGAGGCUCAGAGCGAGGCUUGGGACACUGGUCAGGUUCGGAUUAUAAUGAAGAGUAUGAUGAGGAGGGUAGGCCGAUAAGCCGAGAUGGUAGGAGGCCGAUAAGCAGAGAUGGGAGACCUGAUAGCCGGGAUGGGAGGCCUGACGAAUAUGAUGAGGAGGGAAGACCGAUAAGUAGGGAUGGGAGGCCUGAUAGCAGUUAUGGGAGGGAUGGGGAUUAUGAUGAGGAGGGAAGACCGAUAAGCAGGGAUGGGAGGCCUGAUAGUCGGGAUGGGAGGUGGAAAAGGGGAGAGGAGAGGUGGGUGGGGGAGGAGGGGUACAGUGGUAGCGAGGAUGGGAGUGAACAGAGGAGUGAGAGGGGCGAGGAGGAGGGGAGUGAGAGGGGGAGUGGUGAGGAAGGAGGCGGGAUGAGUGGGGAGGAGGGGGAGAUAGAGGAAAGGGCGGACCAGGAGUGGAAGGAAUGGGCUGCAAAAAGAGAAUCAGAUGAGGAGAGGGGUUCAGACGAAGAGCGGGGCUCAGAUGAGGAGAGGGGUUCAGCUGAGGAGAGGGGAUCUGCGAGUGAAAGGGGGUCGGAAGACGAAAAGGACGAUGAGGAUGCAGGGGAAGCAGAGGAGGCUAGAGGUUUCGAGGAGGAAGGGGACAGGGAAGGCGAGGAUGGGGAGGAAGGCGACGAGAGGAAGCGGAGCGAGGAGAGCAAGAGGAUUGGGUUGAUGGGAGGCUUGGCGGGCCGAUUGGGUUCAGGUCUGGUGGGGAGAAGAGGGUCAGGACUGGUGGUGGAUGUGGGUAGGCCGAACGAUGAGGAGGAUGAGGAUGAGGAGGGAGAUGGUGAGCACAGCGACGAUCAUAGUGAGCAGCGGGAGCAUGAGGAGUGGUCAGGUUCGGACAGAGGCUCGGCGGAAGGUUCGGAGGGUCGCAGGCUUGGCAGUGACCGUGGUUCGGCGGGUGUUUUGACUCCAGAGCUUACACCCCAAGGAAGCUGGAGGGGUGAUGACGUCACUCCCCUGGGCAGUUUCAGGGGUGAUGAUACGUUAACUCCUCUGGGCAGCUGGGGGGGCGAAGGGGAACUUACCCCGGUUUGGAGGGGUAAAGGGGAAAUUACCCCUCAAGGAAGCGGGGACUGGGGAGACGAGGCAGAGAGGGAGAGGGAGAGGGAGGAAGAGGGGGAGGGGGUUUUGACACCUGUGUUAACCCCCCAGGGCAGUUGGAGGGGGGACAUGUCAGGGAGCGAGAGAGGGGAAGGGUCUGAAGGGGAAGGGUCUGUUAUUGAGUUGACUCAGAGGGAGGGGGUUUUGACUCCUGAGUUGUCGCCACAGGGAAGCUGGAAGGACGAGGGGGAGAGAGAGGGGGUUUUGACACCUGAGUUCUCGCCACAGGGAAGCUGGAAGGACGAGGGGGAGAGAGAGGGGGUUUUGACACCUGAGUUGUCGCCACAGGGAAGCUGGAAGGACGAGGGGGAGAGAGAGGGGGUUUUGACACCUGAGUUGUCGCCACAGGGAAGCUGGAAAGACGAGGGGGAAAGGGAGGGAAUUUUGACACCUGAGUUAUCGCCGCAGGGAAGUUGGAGGGGGGAGUUUUCAGGGAGUGGGAGGAGAGAAGGGUGGGACGGGUUGGAGGGAGAGGGGGAGGGCAGAUACGAGGAUGAGAGGGGGAGUGAGGAGGGAAGUGAGAGAGGGAGUGUGGUGUCUAGGGGUGGAGAAGAAGAGGAGAGGGAGAGGCAGUGGGAGAGUCUGAGGGAUGGGGAAGAAGAGGAGGGGAGUGUGAGAGGAGAGGACAAGGAGAUGGAGAGAGGGGAGAGUGAGGGGGAGCGUGACGGAGACAGUGAGGAGGAGGAGAGGGAGAGACAAUGGGCCAAGAUGCAUGCUGGGAGUGAGGAGGGGAGUGAGGAUGGGAGGGAGGAGGGGAGUGCGAGGGGGAGUGAGGAGGAAAUUGAGAGUGGGAGUGAGGGUGAGAUGGAGGAGGGAAUGGAAUUGGAGGGAAGUAUGGGUGAAGGGAUGAAGGGGAUCGGACAAUUGGACGAGGGAAGUGAUGAUGAUGAUGAUGAUGAUGAUGACGAUGAUGCGGUGGUUGCAGUGGCAGCAGCAGUACCACCACCACUAGAAGAAGGGGAUUCGGAUAGGGACGAACACCAAGGCUCGGAAAGUGGCUUGAGGGGCGGCUCAGAAGCAGGUUCGGAAAAAGAAAGAGGUUUGGAAGAUGAGGGGAGGAUGGAGAGCGACGAGGAAGCGGAGGAAGUGGGAGGUGUGGGAGGCGGGGGAGUGAAAGGAGAAGGGUUUGGGGGAGAGCAGGAGGAGGAACUAUAUGAGCAAGAGGAACGUUUGAGUGAGGACGAGUUGAGGGAAGAGGCAAUGGGGGACGAGGAUGGGGACGGGCCAAGGGAGCAAAAGGACAGUGUUGAUGUUGGUGCUGGGGGUAUGAGCGAGAGCGAUGGGAGUGAUAGCGAUGACGAUGUUGCUGUUGCUGUGGCCGCCCCCUCUGCUGUGGCCGCCGUUUCUGCUGGCCUUGUUGGGGUGGGGUUGGCAGUGGGAGCUUCUCUAGGAGAGGGUGGAGAGGGAGUGUAUCCUGUGCAAGGCGAUGCGUCAGUUGCUCUUAUCGAGUCUGCUUUUGACGAGAAUGGGCUUGAGAAGCAGGAGAGGGAGGAGCAGGAGGAGAGGGAGGAAGAGAAGGAGGGACAGGAGGAGAGGGAGGAGCAGGAGGAGGAAAGGGAAGAUAGGGAGCUUCAGGAGAGAGAGUGGAGGGAGGGACGUGAGGAGGAGGAGGAGGAGGCUGGUGGGGAGGAGGCCAGUAGUGAGCGGGAUGGGGAGGAGGAUGAGGAGGAGGAGAGGGGAGUAGAUGCACUGGGCGGUGGUUUUAUGAUGGGGGGAAGUGAGGGAGGGGAGAGUGAGAGGGAAGUGAGUAAGGGAGAAGAGGUUGAGCGGGAGGUGAGAGAAGGGGAAGAGGAUAAGGGAGAGGGGAGUGACAGGGAGGGGUGUGAGAGGGAGGGGAGUGACAGGGAGGGGGGGAGUGAGAGGGAGGAGAGUGAGGAGGAAGAUAGUGAUGGGGAGGUGAGGAGGGAGAGGCGACACAGGUACCAUCAGAACCAGAUGGUGGCAGAUGAGGAGGAGGAAGAGGACGAGGAGCACAGAGGAGGGGAUUAUAAGGAGGAGCGUUAUAAAGAGUACGAGGAGGAUAGGAAGGAGUAUGGGGAUAAUGAGGAGGAGGACGUGGAGGGCAAGAUCAAUGAUGAUGAUAAGCGAAGUGACUUAUCGGGGGAGAGUGGAGAAGGGUUGUUUGAGAAUGGGGCUAGGGGUGGAGGGGAGAGUGAGGGGGAAGGAGAGGGGGAGGAGAGUAGAAGGGAGGAGAGUGAGGAUGAUGAGAUGGAUGUUGGUGAAGAGAGUGAGAAACAAGGCGGUGGAGGGAUGGAGAGCGAGGAGGAGGAGGAGGAGGAGAUGAACGAGAGAGAGGAGAGGGAUUAUGGGGAGGAGAGGGAUUAUAUGGAGGAGGGUCAAGAGAGGGAAACUCUUAAGAGUGAGGAGAGUGAGGGAGAAGGGGAGGAACGGAGUGUGGCAAAAGAAGGGGAGGAGGUGGAAGAGGAGGAAGAAGAGGAGGAGGUGGAGGAGAAAGAAAGGGGCAGGGCGACAGACAGUGAUGAAGAGAAGGACGAGGAGGAGGUUGCGACUGGACAGUCUGAUCUGGGGGAGGUGUUAUCUGUGAAAGGGGAGGAGGGUGCGGCGGAAUCAGGCAUUGACAAUGAAGGGGAGGUGGUAUCUGCGAAGGAAGAUGAGGAGGAUUUGGAGGAUGACUUGGCUGAUGGUAGGAUUUCGGAACGGGUGUCAGAGGCAGGUGGUUCUGAGGAAGGUAGAUCUGAGGAUGGGGAAGGGAGGUCUGAGGACUGGGAAGGUAGAUCUGAGGAUGAGGAAAAUAAAUCUGAAGAUGGGGAAGGUAGAUCUGAAGAUGGGGAGGGUAGGUUUGAUGAGGAAGGAGAAAAAGCUUGGCAGGGAGAAGGAGAGAGAGUCCUUGGAGAAGAGGAGAGGCUAGAAGGAGAGGAGGAGAGAGUGAGGGAGGAAGGAGAGAGUGGGGAGGAGAUGGAGGAUAUCGAUAGUGAGGGAGGGGAGGAGAGCAGUGAGGGUGAGUGGGAAGGGAGAGGGGAAGAGUGGGAGGAGGACGAGGAAAGAGAGGCGUUAGCAGCGGUUUCAGCAGCUUCGGCAGCAGCAGCUUCGGCAGCAGGUUUGGCAGCAGCGGCGGCUGCUGCUAAGGCAGCAGCAGGAAGGCGUGAGGAUGGUGAUGAGAGGGAGGAGGAGGAGGAGGAGGAAAGGGAGGGAGAAGUGGGGGAGGAAGUGGGUGGCAGUGCGGCAGAAUGGGCUCUCUCUGAAGGGGAGGAGGAGGAGAAAGAGGAGGGUGAGGAGGAUGAGGAGGAGAUAGAGAUGGAGGAGCGAGAGAGGGUGGAUACGGAGAGUGAAGGGGAGAGUGUAAAUAAUGAAGUGGAAGAACAAGAGGAAGAAUUGGAGGAAGGAGGAGGAGGGGAAGGGGAUGAGGUUGUUUUCCCUGUGACCCAGGGGAAAGAGAUGAGUGAUUCAGAAGCAGAGGAAGCAGAGGGAGCAAAGGGAGCGGAAGGAGCAGAGGGAGCAGGGGAGGCAGAGGGAGCAGGGGAAGCAGAGGGAGCAGGGGAAGCAGAUAUAGAAGCUGAUUCCCCUGGAGCCAUCGCUCUCACUGCUCGCUCCCCCCGCAGUGCCAGCUGGAGCCCCCACUCCCCCCAAGAGGCUGCUCCCCCCCACAGUCCCCCCUCGCCCCAUCUAGGCACUGGAAGCUUAGGCUCCGCUGCUGCUGGUGCUGCUGCUGCCGCUGCCGCCGCCGCCGCCGCCGCCGCCGCCGCUGAUGGUACUGUUGGUGCUGGUGCUGGUGCUGGUGCUGGUGCUGAUGGUGGUGCUGGCAUUGCUGCUGCUGGUGCUGAUCCGUCUGGUUUCACCUUUGCCCCGCAUAGGCCAUCUCCCCAAGUCUCACUCACCCUACCCACCCACGCCCACCAUCCUCCCCUCACCCUUUCCCCCCACGCCCCCCUCGCGCUCUCCCCCAGAGCGUCUCUGGCGCUCUCCCCGCGCCACCCCCCGUCCCCCCCGCCUCAGCGCCCCUCCCUGCUCUCCCCCAUUUCCCCCCGGGCUCGCCUGGCCACGUAUCGUGUGGCUGGGGAGGGGUUUGGGUUCGGUGUGGGGUGGAACGGGGAGGGCGGAGAGGAGGGGAGGAGAGCCGGAUGGGCUGCUGGUGAGAAGGUGGAGGAGGAGGGUGAGGAGGGAGAGGAGAGGGAGGAGAGGGGCGAGAGGGUGGGUGAUGAUGAGGAGGUGAGGGAGAAGGUGAGGGAGGAGGAGGAGAGGGAGGAGAGAGAGGAUGGGAUGGAGAGGGACGAGGUGAGUGAGGAGGACGAGGAGGGGGAGGAGGAAGGAGAAGAGGUGAGGGAAGGGAAAGGAGUAGAAGGAGAGGUGGAAGGGGGGGAAUGGAUUGGAGAUGGAAGGUCGGAUGAGGGGAUGGAAACGGCGGUGGAGAGGGAGAGAGAGAUGAAGGAGAGUGAAAGACGAGAGAGUGAGAAGGGGGGGAGUGAAGGAGGGGAGAGUGAGAGAGGGGAGAAUGAGAGGGGGGAGAGUGAGAGGGGGGAGAGUGAGAGAGGCGAGGAAGAUCUGGGAGAGAGUGAUAUAGAGGAGGAUGGGGAGGAAGGGGAGGAUGGGGAGGAAGGGGAGGAUGGGGAGGAAGGGGCGGAAGGGGAGGAAGGGAGGGCGGAGGAGCGUGAAUCAGGUGACGAGGCGAGAUCAGACGCGGGGUCAGCACUUGAAUCAACGUUUACUGCUGCCACUGCCGCCGUUGCCGUGGCUGCUACUGCUGCCGUUGCAGGCACUGCUGCCUCUGCGGCUCCUGUCUUUGAAGAUGCUGGUUCUGAGAGAGAUGACAGGGAGGAGGAGCAUGAGGAGGAGGCAGAGGCGAGAUCAGAGGAAGGGUCAGAGGUAGCACUAGAUUCGACUGCGGCAGCUGCCACUGCUGAUUCUGUGUUGGAUGAUGCUGGUUCUGAAAGAGAUGAAAGGGAGGAGGAGGAUGAAGAGGAGGAUGAGUACAGAGAGAAAGAGGGGUAUGGAGAGAGGAAGGAGGGUGAAAGCGAGGGAGAAGUGGGAGAGGAGGAAGAGGAAGAGAGAGCAGAGGAGGAAGAGGAGGCGAGAGCGGAGGAGGAGGAAGAUGAGGAGGAGGACGGUCGAUCAGAUUCUCUUUUGUCUCCAGCCCUCAUUCCCCAACCUGACGCAGGCUCGGCUGAACCUUCCCCUCACGCUCGGUCUGACAUUGGCUCUGGUGGAGGAUUGGAAGGGGAGGGAGAGGAGUUCGAGGGGGAGGAAGAUGGGAGAAGGGGGAGGAGGGAGUAUGGUGAGGGAGAGAGUGGUGGGGAGGAGGAGGAGGAACGGAGGGAGCGAAGGAAGGAUUUAGAAGAAGAGGAGGAAGAGGAAGAGGAGGAGAAAGAUGAGGAAGGUGAGGAGGAGGAGGAGGAGGAGGAUGAGAUUCGGGGUUCAGGCAAGCAUUACGAUUCUGAUCAGCAUUAUGACUCGGACCAGCGUUACGACUCCGACAGACGUAAUGAAUCGGGCAGACGUAACGAAUCGGACAGACGUAACGACGACUCCGAAGGGCGUUACGACUCUGACAGACGUAACGACUCGGAUGAGGAUCGUUACGACUCGGAAGAACGCUACAGGUCAGAUCGACGGUACAAGUCAGAGCAACAAUAUGACUCGGAGAAACCAUAUGACUCGGAGAGACAAUACGAAUCAGAGACACAAGACGAGGCGGAUAGAGACCGGGAGGGAAGACGGGGAGAAGGUGGGAGAAGGCAGCAGGGAGAGGAUGGCACGUCUGGUGGGGAGGAUGAGGAUGAUAGGUAUGAGAGUGAGAGAGGUAGGCAUAAUGGGAGGGAUGAGACGGAUGAGGAGCGGGAUCAGUAUGGGCGAAGGGAAUAUGUCAGGAGAGACGGGGAUGAGGAGGAGGAAGAAGAGGAGGGAGAGGGAAGACGGUAUAGAGAGGAGACGGGAAGUGAGGGGAGUGAGAGAAGGUAUGGCAAGAAAAGUGGGGAGGACGAGGAAAGGGAGGAGGGUGAGGAGGAAGAAGAGGGAGGGAAGGGAGAAGAGGGUGAGGAGGGUGAGGAGAGUGACGAGGAAAGAGAGGAGAGGAGGCGGAGGGAUGGAGAUGUGUCUGAUAGUGAGCUAUCCCCCUCUGCUUCCGCUGUGAGUGAUGCAGUACCUGUUGCUGCUCUGGCUGCCGGUGCUGCUCUCGCUGGGACUGCUGCGGCUGUUGCUGCUGGUGUUGCUGGUGCAGCAGCUGGUUCGGAGGCUGCUGCAAAGGUGGGAACGGAGAGGGACGCGGAUGAAGAGGACGAGGAGGAGGGAGAAGGGAAGCGGGAGGAGGAGGAAGAGGAGGGGGAGCAGGAAGAGGACGAGGAAGAGGAGGAAGGGACUGAGGGCGAGGAGGAAGUCAGGAAAGGGGACGAGCAGGAGAAGGACGGUGGGGAGGAGGCUAGGGAGAGCAGGAGACCCGCUAUGGAACCACUCCCAGAAGGGAAAGCUGUGCUUCUCUCAGGCUCUCUUGCUCCUGGAAUGACAGGAGAGGUGGGUAGAAACGAGGAGGAGGAGGAAGAGGAUAGUGACGAUGAUAGUGAUGAUGAAGAUGCGCCGUUGGCGUUGGCUGCUGAUCCGAUUGCGGCUGAAGCCGUGGCGGAGGGACAGCGGCUCGGAAAGCGCGAGCGGAGGGAGCGGCGGGCGCGGCUGCGGCAGCAGGAGAUGGGGAAAGAGAGUUAUGGUGGAGAGCGGUACGGAGGUCAUGAGAGCGAUUCCUCUGCUAUGGAAUGGCGGACUGAGGAGGAGGAGAGGAGGGCGCGAGGAGGGGCGGCAGCAGGGGUGCUAGUUCUGGGAGGGACGGUGGUGAAACUGACAGGGACCGGAGCAGGGGACGAGCCUUUGACUUCAGAUGCGGGUGCAGGGGGGUUGGGAGCGGUUGGGGGAGGUAGAGGGGGGUUGGGUGCGGCUAUGAGGGAUGGAGUGCCGGUGGUUCCUGUGGUGGACGAAGAGGGAGGGCCAGGGAGGGUGGUGAGUGGGAUGGGUGGUGGCGGGGAGAAGAAAGAUAACCUUGGCUCUGGUUUCCCAGAGUGGGAGGAGUUAGAGUCUCCUGCUGUGGUGAUUGCGCCUGGCCCUGGAAUGUUUGAUAUGGGUGCGGAUGUGGCAGGUGAAGAGGUGGGGAGGAGGAGUGUGGGGAGUAAGGAAAGGAGAAGAGGGGCAGGGGGGAGGAAGGGGAAACCAGUGAGAACAAUGAGUGAUGGACGGGGGAUGGAGAGGGUGAGGGUGGGAGGGGAAGAGGAGGAAGAAGAGGAGGAAGAGGAGGGGGAGGCAGGUGGUGAGGAAAGGAGAGGGGGGGCGGUUGGGGGUAGAGGGAAGGGGGGAUUCAGGAGGAAGGGCACGUGGGAUGGGGCUAGUCCCUUGGGAUCCGGAUCUGGUGCCUGGCAGUUUGAUGCUAAGGGAACAGCAGAGCAGGAGGAGGAGGAGGAAGAGGAGGAGGAAGAGGAGGACGAGCAAGUGGGGAUGGAGUCUAUGCAACCACUGGGAGGGGGGUACAACGAUUUUGAUGCGGUUACGGAUAUCACGGCUGUAACAUGCAUGACCGAUGCUACAGAUGCAGACAGCCAAGUGCCCCUGGCGCAAGCUUAUAAAGAGUACGACGCUGCUACCGAUAUCACAGGUAUUACUGCUAUGACAGAGGCAACAGAUGCUGAAAGUCUGGUGCCUGUGGCUUCUCCUGUCCGCAUGCCUGUGGUUGCUGCUGCUGCUGCUGGCAUUGCUGCUGGUGUUAGUGUGAGGGACGAGGAGGAAGAGGAGGAAGAGGAGGAAGAGGAGGAGGAGGAUGAGGAGGAGGAUGAGGAGGAGGAAGAGGAUGAUGAUGUUCCAGUAGCGGGCGCGAUCCAUUCAGUAUUGGAACGUGGAAACUCUGUGAGCAAAAGCGCUCUUGACAUCAUUCCCGCUGCUAUUCCCACAGAAGAGGAGGAGGAUGAGGAGGAUGAGGAGGAGAGAAGAGAGGGAGAAGGGAGGUACGGUGGGGAGGACGAGGAAGAAGGAGAGGAGGAAAGCUCGUAUGAGAGAAGAAGAAAAGAGAAAUAUGAUGAUGAAGAGGAGGAGCAGGAGGAGCAGGAGGAGGAGGAACAGGAGGAGCAGGAAAGGCAGGAGGAGGAGGGAGAGAGAGGAGGGUAUGGACCUCCUGCGCAUGUGGCCCGGAGGUUUCCUCGUUUUGAGAGCGAGGGGGGCUUGAGUGACCUCAACGCUCCUAUUGCCAUGCCUGCUCGCAGCGUUCCGAGGCGAGAAACGGAGGAGGAGGUUGUGGAGGAGGAGGGAGAUGGGGAAGAGGAGGGAGAAAGGGACGAGGAGAGAGAAAUGGAGGAGAGAGAAAUGGAAGAGGAGAGAGAAAGGGUAGAGGAGAGAGAGGGAGUAGAGGACAGAGAAAUGGAAGAGGAGAGAGAAAGGGAGGAGGAGAGAGAAAGGGAAGAGGAGAGCGAAAGGGAAGAGGAGAGAGAAACGGAAGAGGGGAGACAAUGGGAAGAAGAGGGAGAGGAUCAAGCAGAAAGCGUGGGGGCAGAUGAGGAGGUGGACGAGGACAAGGAGAAGGAAGAGGAGAGAGAGGAGAGAGAGGAGGGAGAGGAGAAGGCAGAGGAGGAGGAAGAGAAAGACGAGGAGGAAAACGAAGAUGAAGGGGAGGAGGAAUGGUCGUCAGACGAAGCAGGAGAGGACAGGGACUCUGUCGCCGAAUCAAUGCAGCUUGGGGGAACAGAAGGGGGAGCAGCACGCAUGGAUUCUUUGGAAAAAAGGUCUUCCAGUGGCAGGAAGUACCAGAGAAGCCUCAGUGAGGCAAGUGAUGCUGAUACACCGCUCGCCAUGCCGGUCACAGUGGGAGGGGCGCGGCAAGGGGCAGGGGAGGAUGGGGCGUCGGAGAUAGGUGAUGGGGAGGAGUCAGAUAUUGGUGUGCCGAUCGCCAUGCCCAUGGGUCCCACGCCGAAAAGACGAGCGGAGGGCGCAAGGCGUGCUGGUGGUGGUGCUGCUGCUGGUGGUGGUGAAGAGGAGGAGGAGGAUGGGGAGGAGGGAGAGGAUGGGGAAGGGAGAGGGGGGCGUGCAAUGGAUGAGGAGAGUGAGCUGGACGCUCCCAUUGCAAUGCCGUUAGCCAUGAGAGGAGCAGGCGGGAGCAGGAGGACCAGCGGCGACAGCAGCGGUGACGGGAGUGGAGGCGUUGGGAUGGGGCAUGGUGGAUGGUCGGGCAGCGGUGUUGCUGAUGCCAUCCGGGCCGGUGUGAUAGAUGAUGAUGGGAUGAGCGUGAUGUCUAGCGAGCUUGGCGCGCCUAUCGCCAUGCCUGUCGACGACAGCUUCGGCAGGACACCCGAGGCUACGGACGAGGCCCGGCGGCGAGCGCCGAACCAAGGGUACGCUCUGCUUUCCCGCCACAUGCCUCCUGUCGCUUCCACCAAUUCCACCCCACGCAAGCCAAAGAACUUUCCGAACCACCAUGGCGUCAGCACCCAGCAGCAGCACAGUCAGCAGCAGUCUUACCCGCAACAGUCUAAGGAGUUUUUGCUUCAGCAGCAGCAGCAGCAACACCUACCCUCCUCCCAUGUUCAAACCCAGUCAUCUCUUGGCAUCUCCCCUUCCUUUGGCCGCCACAGGGCUCCGGCGCAGGUUCGGGCUCUAGCUGCGGAAGGCCUCCGAAGCGGAGGGCCAGGUUCGGCCCAUUCCUCCCCGAGGGGUGCAGGGCCGGGAUCGAGAGCCUCGUCAGCAGCAGGAUCCCCGAGGGAGAGAGGGAGACUGGAGAGCCAACGCUCGUCUUCUUUCAAAGUUCCUGUUCGGACCUCGAGCCUGCACUCCGAAGCAGCAGCGCAGGUUCGGCACAGCCCUGGGAAGGACACGGACACAUCAGCAGACGGCGCACAGGUGGCGCGUGGCUGGUCCUUAUCCAGUCGCCAGGCUGGCAGCCACGCUGGCAGCCAGGCUGGCAGCCGACCAGGGAGCUUAGCUGGCAGUCCUAACAGCAGCGGGCAUCUUGCUUCUGGUGCUUCUGCUGCUGGUGGUGGUGGUAGUGGGAGGGUGGCAGCAGGAGCAAGCAGCCUUGGUCCUGGUAGUGGUGCUUCUACCCCAACAGCUGGUUUCUUAGCUGCUGCUGGUUCGCCUUCUGCUGCUGCAACAUCUGCUUCGGUUACUCCUCAUUCAGUCACACCGCUCUCAGUCACACCCAAUGGUGAGGGUGCUGCUUUUGAUGCUCCCGAGCCUGCAACACCAGUCGCGCAACCUUAUCCCGAACCUCCAACUCCCAUAGCCCAACCCGCCGCGUCUUAUCCCGAGCCUCAAACUCCCAUUGCCCAACCUGCCAACGACUUUCCCGAACCACCCACCCCUGUUGCCCAACCUGCCCAGCCUUACGCCGAACCUCAAACACCCAUCGCCCAACCUGCCGAGCCUUAUGCCGAGGAGCCUCCAACUCCCAUCGCCCAACCCGCUGAGACUUAUGACGAGCCUCCAACACCGAUCGCCAAGCCUGUCUCCCCACCCAAACCUGCUCCUGCUCCCGAACCUGCUCCCGAGCCUGCUCCCAAACCUGCUCCUGCACCCGUUAAAGCUCCUGCUCCUGCUGCUGCUUCUAGUUCGACCGGGAUUUCUGCUUCAGUUGCUGAAUCAACUGUUUCAAGUGCUGCCAGUGACGCAGAGAGUGGGAGAUUGUGGGAAGACGAUGCAGCAGGGGCUAAGCGAUUGGCUGCUGCUGCUGGUGCGGGGAAGAAGAAAAAGAAAAAGUCCAAAUGGUUCAUGUGCUUCGGACCCCCCUCUGCUGUUGACGACUAG